AUUGAUUCACAACAAGGCUACGUAAACCCCUUCUCCGAACUCUCUCGGAAGAAAAAAUUUCUCUGAACUUUUUAUUCUUUCCAAUCAACGAGCAGAGAUCUGGUUCGGUCUCGGCUCCGAGACCUCAAUCUCAUCAACCAUGAGAAGAGCUUCAGCUCUCGCCACCUCCUCCCUGAUCUCCAGAUCUCUGGCCACCGUCGAUGGCGGCGCAGCCGUCUCCAACCACCGCCUCCUUCAGGUAGCUCUAUUCGCCAGCAGUAGCACUAGCGAAGCCUGUUCUCGCUCUCGUAGCCGGUGGUUCUCUCCCAUGGUUGAAUCUUUUUCCAGUGGCUCGUAUAGGGCGAUAUCAGUUGGCAUCGCCGGAGUUAUGGUAUCGGGGGUCGCUGCGGCAACUCUGUCUCAGCAGGUCUACGCUAAAGAGCCUCCGCCGCCGGAGUUGGUCCCCAAAGACGUCGUUCUUUACCAGUACGAAGCUUGCCCCUUCUGCAAUAAAGUUAAAGCAUUCUUGGACUACUAUGAUAUACCAUACAAAGUUGUAGAAGUCAACCCAAUUAGCAAGAAAGAGAUUAAAUGGUCCGACUACAAGAAGGUUCCUAUUUUGGUGGUUGAUGGUGAACAGCUGGUCGACUCAUCAGUUAUUAUUAAUAAACUGGGUGGCAAAAUUCUUCCGGAUAAAGUAGCUCCUUCUGGGGAUGAUGAAGAGACGAAGUGGCGCCAGUGGGUUGACAAUCACUUGGUGCAUAUCUUAUCACCCAACAUAUACCGAAAUACAUCAGAAGCCCUUGAAUCGUUUGACUAUAUUACAAGCAAUGGUAACUUCAGCUUCACAGAAAGGAUUACAGUAAAAUAUGCUGGUGCUGCAGCUAUGUACUUUGUAUCGAAGAAUCUGAAGAAGAAAUAUAACAUUACUGAUGAACGCGCAGCCCUGUAUGAUGCUGCUGAAACAUGGGUGAAUGCACUGAAUGGGAGAGAUUUUCUUGGUGGCUCGAAGCCUAAUAUGGCGGACCUUGCGGUGUUUGGCGUGUUGAGACCAAUCCGUUAUCUGAGGUCCGGGAAAGACAUGGUAGAGCACACUCGUAUCGGAGAAUGGUACACAAGAAUGGAGGCAUCUGUGGGAGAGUCUGCAAGGAUAAAAGAAUGAAAAACAGUAUGUAUUCAUGUAGAGUUCAUCAUGAAAGGGGGUCUCUACUAUAAGCUUCACUUUGAUUUUGUGUCACUUAACUAUAUCUAUAUAGAGAACACAGUUUUGGGAGCAACAUUUUCUAUUCAUGAUUAUUGAAAAUUAGCAAAAUUUGCUAUAAAGUUUUUCUUUCUUAGAAAGUGAUACCAUUAUUAUCACAACAGUUGAAUUUGUACGCAGCAUAGUAAUAAAAAAAUAAAAAAAUUAAGAUGUGGGUUAUGAUUUAGAAUA
Molecule: messenger RNA, 1411 nt
Organism: Humulus lupulus (European hop)
Lineage: Eukaryota; Viridiplantae; Streptophyta; Magnoliopsida; Rosales; Cannabaceae
Exons: 6
Coding region: 140-1141 (333 amino acids)
Cellular component (GO): mitochondrion
Molecular function (GO): prostaglandin-E synthase activity
Source: RefSeq, a predicted model, not a curated record